This is a messenger RNA of Trichobilharzia regenti, 1299 nucleotides long. NCBI's taxonomy places the organism in Eukaryota, Metazoa, Platyhelminthes, Trematoda, Strigeidida, Schistosomatidae. The record is from the annotation of a GenBank genome assembly.
AUGACAACAAAUCAACUGAAUGUUGAUUGUGAUAAUAAGACUGAAGAAUGUGGAAAGAUAGGCCAAGACAGACCAGUACCUAAUUCUCCAGUAUAUGAUACAAACAUCCAGCAGAAAUGUUUCACAAAAGACGAAAAUAUAGACCAUACACUACUCGAUAGAUAUUUAGCUAAAAUCCAUUCAAAUAUGGAUUCAAGAUAUCCACCUCCGGGAAUACAAUUUUUAGAUUCACGUAAACCGAAUUCUUUGUUUCCAUCUAAAGUGACAUUUCCUACACGAAAUACAGAUAAAAAUAAUGAAAUAAUCGCGGGAAGCACAAAUGUUAAUUUUGAUUUAUCAAAAAUUUAUCAAAAACACGAUUGGAAUAUUCCGCUGACUCCAUCACUACAAAUCACACUUACACAGAAUUUCUGUGCUUAUUUUUAUUAUCGUUAUUGUAAUUCAAUGGGUGACAUCAUGACGGAAAAUGUUAAACGUCAAGAGAGGCCAUUAUCAUCAUCCUCAUCAGCAGCACAAGAAGUUGAAAAGACAUAUCAAAGAGGAAGAAGAAGAGGAGGACAAAAAUCACCAGAACACAGUCAACGGAAUAUACCAUCGCCAACAAUGCAUUCGUCCUGCUCCUCCUCCUCCUCCUCCUCCUCGCCAUCAUCGUCAGUAUCGUCAGCAGCAGAAACAUCAUCGUCGUCGUCGUCGUCCUUGUCCUCAUUGUCAUCACCAUCACAUCUAUCGCAGUCUGUUCAUCAACAGUCAGUUAGACAUAGAAAAUAUAAACACUCUAAAAAAGGAAGACGUCGUUUUCAGCGUAGUAACUUAUGUCCAUUCUUUUUUGUUGGCAGUUUAUCAAAUGCUAUAAAGUUGUCAGAACGUCCAAAUGGUAGACCUUGGCCUGUUGUCCUACUUUACCUACAUCAUGAAGAAAGUCCGUAUACACAAGAAUUUGUUACCAAAAUCCUAUGCUCUACAAACGAUGAUACCUUGAAACAACAAUCCCGAGAACAAGAAGAACAAGAAGAAAAAGAAACGGUGCAAGAACGUUCUUUUGACUAUCAUCACUCCUACAAACACCGGCAUCAUCAUCACGAUCAUCAUCAACAACAACAACAGCGACACCAGCAUCAAGGCAAAAAAGAUAAACAAAAUCUACACAGAAGGGAACAUUUCCACAUAAGUAAUGAUGACGAAAACGCAGAAAAUGUGACAGAAGAAAAAAUGUCCACUGGAUUAAACGAUGCCUUAUCUGAUAAACUAAAUGAUUUCAACAAUGAUGUAAUCCUACCACAACCAUCAAAUUCUUCAUGA